AUGGAAGAGGAGAAGCCCUUAUCAUCCCUACGUUUAUCACCACACCAUGUGCUACACUCCCUGACCAUCUGCAAAAAGAAAUCCAUAUUUGGAACAGUCACCCCAAGUGGAGGUGAAGAAAAGACGAGGAACCUACUGGAAGAGCUCUACCAGAAGGGAGAAGUAUCGAGGAUGACUUCUUUUCCAAAAUAUGGCUUUUUUAAAAACACAGACGGGUUGCUACAUUUAGAAAAAAUAUACACCAUAGCGAGAAGAGGGAGGUGGAAGAGUACCACCCCCCCCUGGAGUUCCCUACUGCAGGAAGAUCAAUUGGAGAAGUACAUUAACCAAAUAGAGGACCUUAACGGAUUAUACAGCGAAGAACUGACGGCCAGGCUGUAUGCCAUGAAGAAGACAGAAGAGAAGCGAUAUCUAGAUCGGUUUAGUCCCUCCCAGUAUGCCAACUCAUGUAUUUUUUUAUUUCCUCCACCGAACUUGUCAGGAGAGUUACACGCGGGGCACUACUUUAACUUCUUUCAGCUCCACGUCCUCUUACUCUUCAGUAGGCACAUCUGGUCUAGGUUCUCCCUGGGGUUGUACGGCGCAGACCACGGAGGACUCAGCGCUCACGCCGCGUUCUCCAGAGUGGCCAACCCAGAGUGGACCAGAGAAAAGUACCUUUGCGAAAUAAAGCAGUGGCAGGAAAAGCUAAAGGAGAAGAUCCUCACGUGCAUGCAAAAAAUGAAUAUCGUAGUGGACAGGAGCCGCUUCUGCGCCACCAUGGAUGGAAAUAUGAAGAAUAUUGUCACGGCGGCUUUCCACUCACUGUAUAGGAACAACUUCAUCGUGAAGAAACUCUACCCUGUGUAUUAUUGCCCCCGAUUGGGAACCAUCGUUUCCAAGCUGGACGUAGAAUUCAGGGAGGCGCUCCGGCCCAGAUGGAGGGUAACACUACGCCUGGUGGAUGGUGAGGAAGAAUCACACAUAGGCACGUCGAGUGACUCCCCCCAUGGGGAUACCAGCCUUCCGGGGAAGAAAUCAGAAGACACACUGGGGGAACUGCCCCGCUGUAUGGAUCCAAACAAUUCCCAGCAAACGAAUGAGGUGAAGUUUUUCCCACAAAGCUCCCACCAUUUUUUCUACAUAAAAGAUACGCAUGACGUGCCACCUGAAGAUACUCCAUCCCAGUGCAUCCAUGUCGAAUUGGCCAACCUGGAAGAGUUAAAAAGAGUAGUAGGUAUUUUGCACUUCUCUCCAAAGAGGGAGAAGCACUAUAGGGGCAAGUACGCCUUACUGCCCCUCCUAAACAAGGGGGUACCUCUCAUUUGUGCUAACGAGCGGAACGUUCUGCCCCUACUGGGAAGUAGGAAGAUGGAGAAUGGAACUCUGCAUGAAAUGGGCCACGGUGAAAGCGCUGGAGAUGUAUUCAUCCCGCUGUUUUCCAAAAAGGAGGAUUAUAAUCACUAUGCGGAUGGGACAAGUUACACUGCCCAAUCAGACACAUCACAUUGCGCCAAACGAGAGAAACAUACCGUGCUUAAAGAGACGAAAAAGUGUCAAGCGGAGCAGGGACUUCUCCGUCUCGUGGAACACCUCCUGCAGAGCGGCCUAGCCAAAGAGGUAACCCCACAGGAGACUCAACUGAAGAGUGCCUUUUAUAAGGAUAAUGAAUGUGUACUUACUCUGGCUGAACAGUGGUGCCUCCACUAUGACAGGCUUAGCAAGAUAUUUUUUGAUGGCCCCCAUGGAGGGGAAAAAGGAAACUACAGAAUAAUCCCUUCCAAGUAUCGUGACUACUUCACAGGGGUAGUUCCCCCCCCCGUUGAGUGGACGUUAAGCAGGCAGGUCCCCUACGGGCACCGAGUGCCUCUAUUUAAGUAUGAGCCUCCCGAGGGGGUCUGCCCCUCCUCCCAAAAGGGUGUCUCCCCCUCCUGCUAUGUGUACGGAAACGACGUGGACGAAGCUUACAAGAGUUUAUCCCAAUCGGAGCUAUUCCAACAUAGCCAAGUAAGGAGGGAGCUUCUAAAACAGGAGGAGGACGUAUUAGACAGCUGGUUUUCGUCCUCCCUGUACCCGUUACACUGCAUCAAGCAGUUGGGGGUUGAUCUGCCUCACUUCCUGCGGGUCAGGAAAUGCCUGGUGGAUUUCCUCCUCACAGGGAAGGACAUCCUGCAGCCGUGGGUGGUGCGAAGCUUCGUUCUGCUGCACUAUGUGAUGGGGCGUCUGGGGGAGGACGAACACGCUGAGAAGAGCCGCCCGAAGAGCGGCCCAAACAGUGACCAAAACAGCUGCCCCAACAAGCGCAUCGAUUGUUUACCCCCUCCCCUCGUGGGCACCGUCAAGUUCCACGGCAUCUUAAAGGACCAAGCGGGCCGAAAAAUCAGCAAAAGCGAAACGAACGCAACUUACUACGACAGCCUCGUGCGGGAAGCAAACGUAGACCAAGUGAGACUCUCCUUCUGUUUUAUCCAAAGGGAUACGGAGGAUGUCCACCUAAGUGAGAACAUCAAUCGGAAGAGCAGAAAAUUGUUGACAAAGUUAUGGAGCAUCGCAAAGUAUAUCAAAGAGAAGUGCCCCCCCCAGUCGUACGAGCAAAUUGAUACAUCCUCCUGGUCCAACCCUAACCUGAUGAUACUUACCCAUUUGGAGAAGAGCCCCCAUAAGAGGAUCUCCAGCAUCGGCACCUUUCGCAGCUACCUCCACAUGGUGAAUUCGGUUCUCUGCGAGAUGAAAGAUUAUAACGUGGGGAGGGCCAUCAACAUCAUUUUCAAUUUUGUGAUGAAUAUUUUUUCCAAGUUUUAUUUGACUCUCCAUUCGAGUGGCCACUUCAGCGAUGGAGAGGACGAAGGGGUUGGCAUGGUUAGCAACUUCCUUCUCGUUUAUAUCUUCAGGGGGAUCCUAAAAAUCCUUUUCCCCUUCGUUCCACACAUAGCAGAAGUGCUCUUCAUUAGGCUUUUUCCAAGGGAGAAAAUAGACAGAGUUCAAAAAUGGCAAUCACUCCAUGUAUCCACCCCGCUAUCCAGCAACUACGAUUUGAUGAAAAAUGAAAUGCUUCCCCAAUUUGAGGAUAAGUCUCCCCUUGAUAAGUCAUUUGACGCCUUUAUGCAGAUAUACACUCUCCUAGCGAAGUACAAAAAGGGGAAGAAAUACUACUCCCACCAGGGAUGCACCUUCCAUGUCUAUCUCAAGCAGAAUCAUGAAGAUGCAGUGCCAAUCAAAUACUUCAAAAAUGAAGAAGCCUUUUUGGGGAAAUCCCUCGGAGUGAAUGUCCGAUUUUCACUUGCUCGUAAACCUGGGCUGGAGGGCUACUCCUCCCCUUCUCACCCGCCUACCACAUGGCAAAUAAUCCAUGACGGCCCAUCCUUCACCAUUACACUUGGGGGGGGAUCGCCCUAG
Plasmodium inui San Antonio 1 is the source of this 3375-nucleotide messenger RNA. Its product is annotated as valyl-tRNA synthetase. Gene Ontology annotation, molecular function: valine-tRNA ligase activity; ATP binding. Bases 1 to 3375 code for a protein of 1124 amino acids. NCBI's taxonomy places the organism in Eukaryota, Apicomplexa, Aconoidasida, Haemosporida, Plasmodiidae. The transcript has 2 exons. The record is from RefSeq and is a predicted model, not a curated record. Gene Ontology annotation, cellular component: cytosol. Gene Ontology annotation, biological process: valyl-tRNA aminoacylation.